Echinostoma caproni is the source of this 960-nucleotide messenger RNA. NCBI's taxonomy places the organism in Eukaryota, Metazoa, Platyhelminthes, Trematoda, Plagiorchiida, Echinostomatidae. The record is from the annotation of a GenBank genome assembly.
AUGCAACUGGACAUGCUUCAAUCAUUCGUACAAAAGGAACUAACCCCAAAACUACCCAUCACAGAUAUGGUAACCAAACCCGCCAACCCAUUACCCUUGAGACCGUAUGUAUGCUUGGACAAAGACUCGUUCAGACACGAGAGGCUGCAUUUGACCGGUUCAACUGUACUGGGGGGCAACGGAAACCCGAGACUGCGCAAUCCCAUGAUGGGUGCAAUGAAUCAAACGCGAAUGACAAGCUCUAUUUUUCGUCCGCCGCAUUUGAUCACCAAACCCGUGCUGGGCAAUCUUAAACGGAAAUAUUUCGAUCGGGAUCAAAGUGGCAAAAGGUCACGCGGAACUGGUGCAUGCGAUGGCCUGGGUUCAGACACGGAAGAGGAUAGAGCAUCAAAACCGAAACAAAUCAAACCAAAUGUGAUCCGGCCCAAUUCAGCUAUAUGUCAUCCAUCACGAGAUCGUGAAAAGUCCCUCAGUGUCCCCGUCAAAAGCACAAACAUGUGUUCGAAAUUCGUGCAACCGGAGUANGGUACUUCGAGUCGCGGGAGUUCCCAGCUGUCGGAUACCAAUUACGAUUCGCCCAAAUCGACACUCGGUUCAGACAUUCCCACUGCCUGUUCAGCCUCAGUUGAGCGACCGAGAGGAAAUUCGGACAAAGUUUGCGAACCUCUCUCUCCCAGUACACAGCCCCAGUCUGGGCUGAUAGACGAAUCUGUUCCACCGGGAGCAAUGAAUGAAGAUAACAGACCAUUGGAUUUGCGUCACUCGGAGCCACCAUGGUCGGCCACACGCUUCGGGAAACUGUCCGAAUCGAAACAACCAACACCAGUUCCACUCUUCCGAGGCUGGCCCACCAUUCCCCAUCCGAUGGCUUUGUUACGUGCCCAAAUGACCUUGAUACAAUGUCAGAAGAAUCUGAUGGAUUUUUUGCAGCGUUCGUACCGCGGUAAGUUGGGGAUGUGA